Messenger RNA from Melampsora larici-populina 98AG31, 1142 nucleotides. RefSeq lists its product as uncharacterized. Gene Ontology annotation, biological process: fatty acid beta-oxidation. The record is from RefSeq and is a predicted model, not a curated record. Gene Ontology annotation, molecular function: enoyl-CoA hydratase activity; delta(3)-delta(2)-enoyl-CoA isomerase activity. Bases 1 to 927 code for a protein of 308 amino acids. Lineage: Eukaryota; Fungi; Basidiomycota; Pucciniomycetes; Pucciniales; Melampsoraceae. The transcript has 8 exons. Gene Ontology annotation, cellular component: peroxisome.
AUGGAUAACAUCGCACUCAUCGAUCCAGAUCUCCCUCUAAUUCAACCAUUACCUUCACCUACUUAUUAUCCAUUCGCAACCUUAACCAAACCAAUUCAUCAUCCUGGAAUCUUCUUACUCGAAUUACAUUCUCCACCUGAUAAUCGACUUACUCAACAAUUCAUCAUUCAUACUGUUUUACCUGCUCUUUCAGAUGUCGAGAGAGAAUUUAGAGCUUCUCGUAUCAAUAAGCUCGCACCGGCCGAUGGAUCUAGUUCAGGUUGGAAAUCACCCGAAUCACCAGGUCAAUAUGCAUUAGUCACUUGCGGUUCUUUGGAUAAGAAUAGGAUUUACAGUAAUGGAUUAGAUCUUCAACAAGCAUUUGCAGACGAAGGCUUCUUUAGACUUGUAUUGAACAAAAUGUACUUGAAGCUUUUCACUUUUCCGAUCCCUACCGUAGCAGCUCUCAAUGGUCAUGCCUUUGCUGGAGGGUUUGUCUUAGCUUUGAGUCAUGAUUAUAGAGUGAUGAAAGAUAACAAAGCAAAGGGUAAAGCAGUGAUGGCUAUGAAUGAAAUUGAAUUUGGAGCAAGCGUUCCGCGAGGUUUGUUGGCUGUUUUAGAAGCCAAGUUACCAAAUAAACAACAAGUCCAACGAUGUUUACUCGAAGCACAUCGAUACGACUUUCAAGAAGCACUUAAGCUAGGUAUCAUUGACCAAAUCGCACCUGAAGCCGAUUUGAUCAAUCAAGCUCUUCAACUCGCGUCCCAGAAAUCAAUCCGUGCCACCACUGGAGUUUAUGACCUCAUCAAGGCCGAUCUAUAUAAAAAGACGAUCAAGAUUUUGACAAACACAGAUGAAGGUUAUAUUCAUUAUGGUUCAGCAAAUGCAAGGAAAUUACAUCAGUUGGGUAUCAAGCAUUUUGGAGUUUCUUCAAAACCUAAGUUAUAGAGGAAAUAAAUUGAACUUCGAAAUAUAAGCUACAUGUUCAGGUUAAUAUUGCAACGUGAAAUGAUUAGUUCAUGUAGGGAUUUUAAGACUAUCAAAGAAAGAUUUUGUAAGUGAUUUAGAACAUUUGUAGGUUUAAAAUAGCAGAUGAGGUUCAUAUGUAUAUACUUUUUUUAAGAUUAUGUAAUGUUUAACACAGCACUGGUAUUGUGACCAAU